AUGAAGGAGAAGAGAAUUAGAAAAAUCAAUGCGAAACAAACUUUCUCCGAUCACAAGGUUGAAGCUGAAGAGACAAAUCCAAAAGUUUCUGCUGUUCCGAAUAAUUUUGAUCUUGAUCGGGUUCCAAAAACCAUUCAGCCCUUUCUACAAAAAGUCUUAGAAAGCUCUAUCAAUACAGGAGAGAUUCCAGCCAGCCUCUUUCCACCAUCCUCAGAAAACGAUCACAACAUUAUUCCACACAAUAGCUCGGUCUCAUGGCCAAUUCUCAAACCAGAUGCCAAAAACAAUAUCCUUCUUUAUCCAGGCUCUUUCAACCCACCCCACCAAGGUCAUCUAGCCACGAUCCGCUAUUUUUCAGAGCGUCGCGAGCAACUCGGUAUCACCACUAUGUUCCUCUUCGUGGAUCCUGGCGCGAUUAUCAAUAGCAAAAAGAAGAAAUGGGGUGACGUUAUACUUCCACAAAACUUCCGCUACGAACUUUUCUACAAAGUCCCCGAAAUUUCUCAACUCGUUGCAUCUGGAUGGCUUCAGCUCCUGGUUGGAGAUAUGAAUAAUCAUAUUAAAGUUCUACAGGCGACAACUGAUUUGGUUUCGGAAGCUGGAUAUGCUGUUAAGUUGGUCGGAAUUUUGGGUGGGGAUAAGUUGACGGUAGAGAGCGCGCCACAUACACAUCCGGGAUGUUUGCAGGACUGGGGUCCGGUUGAUGAGUUUCUCAUCAUUAAUUCAAGAAGACCAGUUGAUUUCUUUGAUCCAAAGAAAGAAACGGUUCCAAGAGACUUACCGGGUUGUACAAAUUGGAAGAGAGGUACGGAGAAGUGCGAUGAGAAAGAGGGAGCUAUCGACGAUGGAGCCGGUGUUCUAUGGACAUGCCAGACCUUGACCGUUCCUAGAAAGCCGAUCAUACAAUUUCGUGCCUCACAGCACAGCGCGUCAAAUGGUGUUAGUUCAACUAAGAUUCGACAGAUUAUGACCGAGGCACUCGAUGAAAAGCUCAUGGAGGGACUAAAGGAUAAAGUCAUUAGUGCAGAGUUUUUUGGUAGAGUGGUUGAUACUUCAGCGUAA
This is a messenger RNA of Botrytis sinoallii, 1062 nucleotides long. RefSeq lists its product as uncharacterized. Lineage: Eukaryota; Fungi; Ascomycota; Leotiomycetes; Helotiales; Sclerotiniaceae. Gene Ontology annotation, biological process: biosynthetic process. The coding region runs from base 1 to 1062 and encodes 353 amino acids. The transcript is spliced from 2 exons. The record is from RefSeq and is a predicted model, not a curated record. Gene Ontology annotation, molecular function: catalytic activity.